Molecule: messenger RNA, 2724 nt
Organism: Nymphalis io (European peacock)
Lineage: Eukaryota; Metazoa; Arthropoda; Insecta; Lepidoptera; Nymphalidae
Gene: Mps1
Product: dual specificity protein kinase Ttk
Exons: 6
Coding region: 117-1868 (583 amino acids)
Biological process (GO): peptidyl-serine phosphorylation; mitotic spindle assembly checkpoint signaling; chromosome segregation
Cellular component (GO): kinetochore; nucleus; spindle
Molecular function (GO): protein serine/threonine kinase activity; ATP binding; protein serine/threonine/tyrosine kinase activity
Source: RefSeq, a predicted model, not a curated record
UUUACUUUUAACGGAACCUACCUAUCUUGUGUUCAAAAUAAAAAGUGAAUUAUAUAGCAUUGUAAAGUGUAACCCUAUGGAUUUUUUUGCCUAAUGUGUUGAGUUCCAUUAAAACCAUGAACGGUAAUUCUGAAUCCACAUCUAAUAGCAUCAAAUUUGCGCCGAUGCCUAUGUCGGCGUUACUCGCUAAUUUGAUGCCUUUACAACAAAAUUCGGAUAGUCCUGACUCUAGUUUCACAACAGACGAGAGUGAUGUAUCCUCGAACGAAGUUUCAUUGAAAACUCCUCUUAAAAACAAAACAAUAAUGUCGUCAACUCCACAGUAUAAAACUACAAAAGAUUUUCAAAGUAAUGCAUCCGAAAAGAAAAACAUUAUAAACGACCAUAACAAAGAGAAUGCUAACGAAAACGAUAUUAAGCAAUUACAUAAUUAUCAUUCUAAGGACAGUAUUUUACCUAGUGGUCAGAAAUUGGCUAAAGCGUCUUCCGCUUAUCCAAAUUCAGAAGCAAAAAAACGGAAUGUACUCAUGCAACAUGACUGUAAUGUAAAGGUGCCACAGGUACAAAGUAAACUUAAUUCAGCUCAUAAGAAGACUCCAGAUAUUAAAGUGCCGAAUAGUUGUCAGAAAACGAAAACAGCGACGCCUAAAAUUAAAUCUGGAAUAAGGAAAUUCACACCUGGUUCAUCAAGACACAAUCAAAAGAAAACACCUCAGCAAACCAUAAUUCAGAACAGAGAUAAAGUGCGAUGUGAAUUGUUUAGACAUAAUCAACAGAAGGAUGAACAGCUACCACCACCCCGAGAGCCUGGACCAGUUCCUAUUGUUGUGCCAGUACCAGAAACCCCAAUCAAUAGAAAACCAAUGCCCGCUUCAUAUGCAGCAACACCAUCUUACCCACAGGGCAUAGUGGGGAACAAUUCAAAGAUUUUGUUCAAAACAACAUGCAUUAAAGAUAAAAAAUAUAUGUUCAUUAAAAAAUUGGGUACCGGGGGAUCCAGCGAAGUUUAUAAGGUACUAGAAGUAGGAACGUCCUGUGAGUUUGCAGUGAAGUGUGUGUACCUGGCCACAGACCAUGACCUCGCUCAAGGCUACAUCAAUGAAGUGAGGCUGCUGCGAGAACUACAAAAUUCUGAUCGAGUUAUUCGUCUAUACGACUAUGAAUAUGAUCGUCAGAAUCAAUUCCUACGCAUGGUGCUAGAGGUGGGCGAGACAGAUCUGUCGUCGUUUCUUCGCGCACGUGGUGCUGGUCUGCCUCCCGCGCUUGUGCUACAUUAUUGGGAAGAAAUGCUACACGCUGUUCAUUACAUACAUGAGCAUGGAGUUAUCCAUGCAGAUUUGAAACCAGCAAACUUCUUAUUAGUUUGCGGGCGACUGAAGCUGAUCGACUUCGGCAUAGCGUCAGCAAUAAGUGGUGACGCUACUAGCGUGGUGCGCGCGCAAGCUGCAGGCACCUACUCCUAUAUAAGCCCUGAAGCCCUUAUGGGCGGUGCUGGCGGUUAUGGCGGCAGCGCAAAUAUCAAAAUAUCAUUUCGCUCUGAUGUUUGGUCAUUGGGGUGCAUCUUAUACAGCAUGGUGUAUGGGCGUACGCCAUUUAGUCACAUCCCCAACUUAGCCAAGUUGGCCGCCAUCCUUGAUCCCAACCAUCGGAUUGACUAUCCAGCCGCAGAUCAUCUACCUUCAUCUCUGGUCGCAACAUUAAAAUGGUGUCUAACAUACAACGCUCGUUCGAGGCCGUCGGUGCGGGAGUUGCUCGCUGUAAAGCAUUUGCAGCCGCCACGCGCAUCGUUACCACAACCAUUAUUAGACAAACUAAAGCAAUAUGUGUCUGCUGAUGAGUUCAGACUCUUGCAGCAGGCACAAUUAUAAACUUUAUUAAUGAACAUUAGUGUGAAAGAAGCUAUUCACUUUAAAACAACUGGCAUUUUUAUGGUCCGUUUUAAAAUAAAUUAAUGAUGUACAUAGGUGUUAGAAGCUAGCUUGGUACUAGCAAAGGUGUGUAUAAUAGUCACUGUAUAUUUUUUGUAAAUAUAAAGUAAAUAAUAUUUACUGAUGUCUGCAUCGCGUAGCAUUUCUCUAGUUUCUUUAAUGAAAAUAGUCUUUAAUAACAGUUUUUUUAGCUUAUUUAAAUUUAUAGUCAUAUUAAUAAAUUAUAAUUUUAUGAGUGAGACAUUAACUCAAAAUAAUAAGACUUCUGUAACAUUUAAAUUAGGAACAAGUUCUAGAACUAACUGCAGACAAUGUAGUGUGUAUGUACAUAGAUAAAAUAAGAAUCUUUUAUUUAUUUUGGGGGGAUUAAAUAUGUUUAUUAGAAUUUUUAUGUGAAUACAAAAAAUAAAUAAAAAUGUUAGCGUACCUUGACAAAACACACAGUAAAUAAUGAAAUUUAAGCUUACAAUAUUAUACUUAGCUUGCAAAACUAUGUACCGAAAUGCAAUUAUAACCAUUGAUUAAUAAUAAAUGCUAGACAAUCACUAAAAAGAUGCGAGUUUUUAUUAGAAAACCGUCAAGGGAGCUUCGUAUUCCUCUGCUAUUCAGAGGAAAGGAAUUCAUACCCAUACUGUAACUCAAUACCAGAUGGUAGCACUGUUUCACUACACAGCUGUGUAGACACAGUUAGGAUAUUUAUAUUAAACGAGCGAGACAAGCUUUGUUAUGAAAGCCUCGCGUGUUCUUCAAACCAACAAAAGCGCAACAGCUAACAGAUUCUAAUAAAUUCUGCACA